GCACAAUCUCCAACGUCGGGCCAACUCUUGCUCAGCUUGUCUGAUAUCUCACGACCCCCUCCUCUCCGCAUCAUAUCAAUUGACCCCAGAAUACAUCCAUUUGGGAUUAUUCAUCAUGUCCGCCCCCUCUCUCAGCAGCUAUAUCGUCAAGCGCCCUUGGCUCAAGCGCUGGAUGAUGCCCAUUGCCAAUUGGUACACCGACGCCGCCGGCUACAGAAGACUCGGUUUGAAGGCUGAUGACCUGAUCCCCGAGGAGAGCGAGGUUGUCCAGACGGCCAUCAAGCGCCUUCCCCCUAAGGAGGCUUAUGACCGUGUCUUCCGUAUCCGCAGGGCUUUCCAGUGCUCCGUUUCCCACACCCUCCUCCCCGCCAAUGAGCAGACCAAGCCUUCUGAUGAUGUCGAAUACCUGAGCCCCAUCAUCCGCGAGAUCGAGAAGGAGCAGAAGGAGCGUGCGGAUCUCGACUCCCUCGUUGUCAAGCGCCGGUAAAUACCUUGCUCAGUUCUGCUGAUUAGGAAGAUUCAAACCCGCGCCAUGGUGAUAGAAAAGCAGGCUAUAGAUGAACACAGGCUUAUGUUUCGGUUCGGUUGCAGCGCUUAGUUGCGAUGAGCACUCGGCUGAAUUUAAUUGGUUUUGAUACGUCGUUCGAUCAUGUGUACUGAUAUUGUACAAAUUCAUUUGUCGUCAUUUUGUUGAUUGAAUA
Molecule: messenger RNA, 701 nt
Organism: Aspergillus nomiae NRRL 13137
Lineage: Eukaryota; Fungi; Ascomycota; Eurotiomycetes; Eurotiales; Aspergillaceae
Product: ubiquinol--cytochrome-c reductase subunit 7
Exons: 4
Biological process (GO): mitochondrial electron transport, ubiquinol to cytochrome c
Source: RefSeq, a predicted model, not a curated record